This is a messenger RNA of Esox lucius (northern pike), 3346 nucleotides long. Its product is annotated as proline-, glutamic acid- and leucine-rich protein 1-like. The record is from RefSeq and is a predicted model, not a curated record. The transcript has 11 exons. NCBI's taxonomy places the organism in Eukaryota, Metazoa, Chordata, Actinopteri, Esociformes, Esocidae. Bases 1793 to 2611 code for a protein of 272 amino acids.
AGGUGGGAGAAUGCAUAACCACCUUUCAAAAUGUUUAAGAAAGUGGCCUAAUACAUUUUUGUGGUUAUAUGCAGGAGUUAACUCGAAAUACUUGUGUGUCUGUAUUUAUGUAAGGAACAUUACCUUUUAUGAGAAAGAUUAAUAGUUCCAGAGGCUUUUGAUUUCUUGUGUUUUUCAGCAAAUCGAUGGACCAGUGGAGGGCAACCAAGUAGCUUUAAAAACAUUAAUGUUUGUAGGCGUUUCCUGGUUGGUGAACGGCGUCACAAAUGCCGUCUUAGAACAGCGAAAACGCAGUUUUGGGCGGCGACAAGAGUGAUUGAAGACGCCGUAGAUGACGGCGCGUAUACAGCAUUUGGAGAGUAAAGGGGACCCAUGCCUCAGCAGUACAUGUGCACUGGAGGAAGUGGCCUAGACUGAAAGAGCAUCACACAGCCUGGGGAGGUGGCCAAGGGAGAUCCAGAGGAGUAACAACCCUUACACUUAGCCUAGUCAUAGUAAAAAGCAGUGAACAAGGUACAUUUACUGAGACACUCCUUCAUUAAGACUACAAGCUGUUGGCUAUCACUGACCCAAAGAUUCCAGAAAUGUUUGCACGUUGUCUUUGUAUGAUCAUUUUGAUGAUGGCCAAAACAUUACAUUUUAACUAUGAUUUAGAGAGAACAUGUACCCCCUUGCCAUGAAGACCCUCCUUUCCCUUGAUAUCUGAAGAUGUGCAGCAGACAGAAUUAAGUCUCAGGAUAAAGAUGCCAAAAGCUCGACGUUCUCAAGAUGAACAAGUAUUUCGCCGCCCCAUUCUGCAUGUGUUUCCUGCCUGGGACCGGCCCACGCUCGUGACGGUCUCGCUGACCCCCCGGCUUGCUCCUCCUGCGCCGUCCUGUCUACUUUGAGCAGGAGGUGGACGUCUCCGGCGUGUUAAACUCCUGCGAAGACAACGACGAAGACGACAUGAUGUCAGAGGAGGACGCUUGUAAGGGCUCCAACACCCGACCGCUUCUUCACCCAACGGCUCCUGGCGUGGAUGCCCUACCACCUGUGGAAGGUGAGGGUGAUCUGUCCGAGCUGUGGGAAGCAGCUGACGGGAUAUAGUGUCCACAAGAGGGCACGCAAAGUCCUGGACAUCGACAGGUACUACCUGAUGGUGUCCGACACUCUGGUGCACUGUGUGUUGCCUGAACCAUCUGGCCACCAGACAGACUGUCCUGGACCAGCUCGACCUGCCUCGCCAGAGGAAGUUCCGGCGCAAGGUCAUCUGUAUGCUAAGAGAGCCAACGCUUGGCAACAGCCCAACCCAUCUGGUCAAGCAGCUGAGGGAGAACCACAGUGAGGAGUGGUUGGACCGCCUGGCUUACUACUUAGGGGAAUGUGCUGCUUUUGUGGACCAGCCCAGCCUCUUCCCAGUGGCCUGCUAGGAGCCCCCAGAGCCUCUUGAUGUCCCCACCAGCCAAUGGCUCCUGUCCACAUCAAGGCCAGGAUUACCUCCACCUUUGGGUCCAUUUUAAAAAUGUCUCCACCAAGAAGAUCACAAGGAAGCUGUCGGGGACAGCACGGGGGACUGCUCUGUGGCUGAGCUCUGUGAGCAAUGAGACCGGUCAGAUACUCAUCAGCGUCCUGACUGCUCAGGAGGGACCUGGUCUGGACCUGAUGGUCUUGGGUCUCAUGCGUCGCUAGAGCCAGGCAGGUAUGGCCCCUCCAGUGCUGCUGGCGGUUCCCACGUCUCUCUGGGGAGAACUCGAGGACGACCUCUCUUCAGCUGCCUCUCUCCGUCCGCCCCCUCCGCGUGGAGUUUGCGGGUAUGAUUGAGAGAGCCGCUCUACGCAUCCAGCUGCCCUUGCCUCCUCUGCCUACACCUAAACAGCCUUCGGAUAUGUCCUUCGGUUCCUGGGCUGAGCGAGUGAAACCGGUGGACUCCCCUGCUCCUGAAGUCCGUGGUUUUAAGGGCUUCGCCGAGGACUAUCUGCUACAUCAGACAGGGCAGCCUUUGCAGAGUGUGGACCCCGACACAGAGGAGACUGACCAGCUGCUGGAGGACCUGGCUGUGGACGGUGAGGAGGAGGAGGAGGAAGAUGAAGGCUUUGAGGAAUUCACACUGGACUUCACAGUUUGUAGUCUUCUGGAUGACGUCUCCACCACCAGCUGUCCUGCUCCCUCUGCUUCCAGUCCUGCUCCCUCUGCUUCCAGUCCUGCUCCCUCUGCUUCCAGUCCCGCUCCCUCUGGUCCCCAGCCUGCCACCUCCACCACUCCACAGCCUGCUUCCAGUCCACCAGCUGUCACACCUCAGGUGCCUGAAGAGCAGUGGGCCAUGGAUGAGCACAACAGGCCAGGCAUGGAUCGUGUGGAUAGCCUGGCUGAGUGUUUGGUGGAGCUGAGGAACCAGACCAGGCUGACCCUAAACAACCAGCAGGAGUCCCAAGAAGAAGGGGAAGGGGAUGCUAACAAGAUGGACUCUCAUUUUGCAGGACUACCGCAAAAUAGGGUAGCUGGUUCUGGCCAAUGGGGCCAUAAUGCAGGCGACAACCCUGCAGCUGGUGGAGGUGAACCAGACAACCCUCAUCCAGUGGCACAACGGCAGGGUGAAGAGGCAGGAUCUUGCAUUGCUACUGCAGGGGAUUAACCUGCCUGGUCUUCUCCCUGUGGCUUCCGAUCCUUUGGACCCAACCAAUGUCCGCCCAGCAGUUGCUCCACCCCAACACCAGGGAGAGACAUUAGUUUAUCCCCUGCCCAGGAGCACUGCAGGGUAGGCAAAGUCAAAGAGACAGUCCACCACUGUGAUCAUGCCACCAGUGGCAGUGCGACCAAGACUGGAAGCACAGAGGCAGCUAUUCCCCCAGGCUUCAACUUUUCCAUUCAUUGUUCCGGCAGCCCCUGUCCUUCCUGGAGCUCCCUCCUAUCCUGUCCCCAUCACUCCCCGCCCAGCCCCCAAUGACCCCUGCCCUGCCCCUGUCCCCACUUUAUAUUCCAUCCCCCUAGCCCAUCGUUUCCUCGUACUGACCCCUGCCUGUCCUGCUCCAUCUGCUAACACUUGCAGGAAGUGUGGGCAUCAUCGCACAGCCCAGACUGGGCACAGCCAGUAUAAGGGGCGAAUAUAUUGCCCAGCCACUGAGACUCUCUUAAGAGCAGUGGAAAUGAAGAGGAAAUAGCUCUCUUUAAUAUAGUUCCUCAAAUUUAAUACAGUUGUAAUAUAGCGUGUAUUAAUCUUUAAUAUAGUUUUAAUAUAAUUUCAUAUAAUGUGUCAUCAGUUACUUAGUUGUUAUAUAGUAUAUUAGCCAAUUACUUUGUUAGUUUGUUAAAUCCGUUCUGCACUCGUGUAUGUUUUUGUGUCCUCAAGAAUAUAUUUAAAAUCUUGUGU